Molecule: messenger RNA, 1119 nt
Organism: Melozone crissalis (California towhee)
Lineage: Eukaryota; Metazoa; Chordata; Aves; Passeriformes; Passerellidae
Gene: ITGB1BP2
Product: integrin subunit beta 1 binding protein 2
Exons: 11
Coding region: 1-1119 (372 amino acids)
Source: RefSeq, a predicted model, not a curated record
AUGGCCCUGCUGUGCUACAACAAGGGCUGCGGACAGAGGUUUGACCCCGAGCACAACGCUGAAGAUUCCUGCCUGUACCACCCUGGUGUCCCCAUUUUCCACGAUGCUCUGAAGGGCUGGUCUUGCUGCAAGAAACGCACAACAGACUUCUCUGAGUUCCUCUCCAUAAAGGGAUGCACAAAGGGGUUCCACAGCAAGGAGAAGCCCCCUGAGCCCUCCAGCCAAGAGAAGAGCUCAGAUGAACCAAAGGCCAAGCCAGUGAAGGAGCUCAUUGUCCAAGGACCAAAAUCAGCUGAGAAGAUGCUGCGGGAAAGACCAAGCUCUGAUGAGCCAAGACAACUGCUGCCAAUUAAAGUAUCCAGGUCUCUGGAGCAGGCACUGGAGAAACUGAACGUGUCCUCUGAGGACAGGACACUCGAGAGCUCUUGUACAGGUGAGGAGGCUGCCCAGGUGAGAGCUGGCACCACGUGCAAGAACGCAGCCUGCAAGGCGAUCUACCAGGGCCCAGAGAGUAACACAGAGGUUUGUACGUUUCAUCCUGGUGUUCCUGUCUUCCACGAGGGGAUGAAGUACUGGAGCUGCUGUGGAAUCAAAACCACAGAUUUCAGUGCCUUCAUGGAGCAGCCAGGCUGCAGCCGUGGGCGUCACUGCUGGACAGAAAAGAAGGACAAGAAGGCGGUGCUGUGCCGGCAGGACUGGCACCAGACCGGCAGCCAGGUGGUGGUGACAGUGUACGCCAAGAACCCCCUGCCUGCCCUCAGCAGCGUCAAGGCAAACCGCACCGUGCUCGAGGCUCAUGUCAUCUUUGAAGGGAAUAAGAUUUUCCAGGCAGAACUGGAGCUCUGGGGGACCAUUGAUGUGGAGAAGAGCUUUGUGAGCAUGGUCCCAGCCAAGGUGGAGAUCACGCUCUGCAAAGCCAGCCCAGGCUCCUGGGCCAGGCUGGAGCUCCCCCAGAGCAAGCUGCAGUCCUGUGGUGAGCCAGAGAAGGAAGCUGCAAGCACAGAGGAGCCCGGGGCUGUGCACGAUGAGGACUCUGACGACAGCUUGAGCUGGUCCGAGGAGGAGGAUGAAGAAGAGUUGGAGAUGGGAACACCGGAUCUGAUAACACCGAGUAACUGA